Messenger RNA from Thermothelomyces thermophilus ATCC 42464, 966 nucleotides. RefSeq lists its product as uncharacterized. The coding region runs from base 300 to 719 and encodes 139 amino acids. The record is from RefSeq and is a predicted model, not a curated record. Lineage: Eukaryota; Fungi; Ascomycota; Sordariomycetes; Sordariales; Chaetomiaceae. The transcript has a single exon.
AUGGCGCAAAAGUACCUGUAACUGCUUACUUGCCUAUUCGGGCAAUCCCUGGUAUGAGCAACGAACAAUACCACGCGUCAAGCAACUUUGACCAUGUUGUGGGCGUCAACUUCUAUAUAUACCAUGCUCCGUAGCCCGCAUCCAACACUCCUCGUUUAUCAUCGACACCGCUUGCAAACCACCUCGCUCUUCUAGUAGCCACCACAGCCACUGCCAGGCAGAACACAACCCAUCACCAACAACUUUCUCCUCAGCGCCAUAUAUCAACUACUAAGGCACACAACAAGCCUUCCUCCACCAUGGCCAGCUCUUUCCGCAUGCCAGCCCCACGCCUCCUCCUCACCGCCCGCUCGGCCACUCUCUCUUCCGCAACAGCAUCUCGUCUCAGACACGCUCAAGGCUGGACGAAGCCCCUCCCCCCCACCUCAGUCUCUCCCCUCUCCUCCUCGACCACCUCCUCCUUCUCGACCUGCCACGCCAUGCGCAGCAGUGGCGCCCACUCGGGGGGCGCCACUCCGAGCCCCAGCCCGUCCUACCUGGCCUUGUCUCUCCGGCGCAUCGUGCCCAACCCGCGCACGCGCGCGGCCCUGGCCGUCGGGGUUGUCCUCCUGGCCGCUGUGGACACGUACGCGUACGUGACGUACUGGCCGAAGAUCGCGGGGAAGGGACGGGGCGGUGGUGUGCCGGAGGUGGGUGGUGAAGGCGAUUCGCGGGAGUGAGGCACGAUCUUUAAUCGUCUCUCUCGUUUGUUUACCCGGAUCCGAGAGGAAGGGAUGCAGGCCGAUAUUGAAUUCGGGCAAGGGAUCCAAAGCUGGCGAUAGUGAUUUCGAGGAUGUGUGUGAGUUGGCUCCAUGGGGACACGACACGACGAGCAUAUAGUUGUUUCCGGGGAGGUUCCUCGAGAGAGAGCUUUCUGAACUAUGUACAUCAUCUUGAUCGCUCGUCGAGACUUGGAUUGGAGGAUGA